GUAUGUAUCCAAGAGACCUGAAAGCAGCAACAUGAACAGAUACCUGUAUACCAGUGUUCUUUGCAGCGCUAUUCACAAUAGCUGAAAGGUAGAAACAACCCACAUGUCUAUCAACAGAUGACUAAGGUGGGGUAUAUACAUACAUUGGAAUACUACUCAGCCAGAAAGAGAAAUGAAGUCCUGAUCCAUGCUACAAUGUGAACAAACGUUGAAAACCUUAAACGCUUAGUGAAAGGGAAGGCCUUUCUAAAUUUAACAAGAUCUAUGAAUUUGAUUAUCACCUGUAUGGCCAGAGUGUUACCAUGGUAAUGACUUCGGUUUCUGGACAUUUGCUGGCUCAUGAUUUCCAGAUGCAAUUUCGAAAAUGGCAGAGCUGUAAUCCCCUUGUCCUCUUUGAAGCAGAAAUUGAAAAAUACUGCCCAGAGAAUUUUCUGGACAUCAAGAAAACUCUGGAACGAGAGACGCAGCAGUGCCAGGCUCUGGUGAUCUGGACUGACUGUGACAGAGAAGGGGAGAAUAUUGGAUUUGAGAUCAUCCACGUAUGCAAGGCUGUGAAGCCCAGUCUGCCAGUGCUGAGGGCCCGUUUCUCCGAGAUCACCCCACGAGCCAUCAGGCUGGCCUGUGAGAACCUAACAGAGCCCGACCAGAGAGUGAGCGAUGCUGUAGACGUGAGGCAAGAGCUGGACCUGCGGAUUGGUGCUGCCUUCACAAGGUUCCAGACCCUAAGGCUUCAGAGGAUUUUCCCUGAGGUGCUGGCCGAGCAGCUGAUCAGUUACGGCAGCUGCCAGUUCCCAACGCUGGGCUUUGUGGUAGAGAGGUUCAAAGCCAUUCAGGCUUUUGUGCCAGAAACCUUCCACAGAAUUAAAGUAACUCAUGAGCACGAAGAUGGCAUUGUAGAAUUCAACUGGAAGAGGCAUCGUCUCUUUAACCACACAGCUUGUCUCGUCCUCUAUCAGCUGUGUAUGGAGGAUCCUACGGCAACCGUGGUGGAGGUUUGCUCUAAGCCGAAGAGCAAGUGGAGGCCUCAAGCCCUGGACACUGUGGAGCUCGAGAAGCUGGCUUCGCGAAAGUUGAGAAUAAAUGCAAAGGAAACCAUGAGAAUUGCCGAGAGGCUCUAUACUCAAGGGUACAUCAGCUAUCCCCGAACUGAGACAAAUAUUUUCCCCAAAGACCUGAACCUGACAGCGCUGGUGGAGCAGCAGAUCCAGGAUCCGCGCUGGGGAGCCUUUGCCCAGAGCAUUCUAGAGCGGGGCGGUCCCACCCCCCGCAACGGAAACAAGUCCGACCAAGCCCACCCUCCCAUUCACCCCACCAAACACACCAGCAAUUUACAGACCCUGUACUUUGCCAAACAUGAUGUCCUUCUCCAGGGACUGAUCCCUCCUGACAACAUGUCCGAAGGAGAUGAGCAACGACUGUAUGAGUUCAUUGUUCGCCAUUUCCUCGCUUGCUGCUCCCAGAAUGCCCAGGGGCAGGAGACUACUGUGGAGAUUGACAUUGCCCAGGAGCGCUUCCUGGCCAGCGGCCUCAUGGUUCUGGCCCGGAACUAUCUGGACGUGUAUCCCUAUGAUCACUGGAGCGACAAGAUCAUCCCUGUCUAUGAGAGAGGCUCGUCCUUCCAGCCCAGCACUGUGGAGAUGGUGGACGGAGAGACGAGCCCGCCCCAGCUGCUCACCGAAGCCGACCUCAUUGCCCUCAUGGAAAAGCAUGGCAUUGGCACUGAUGCCACCCACGCUGAGCACAUCGAGACAAUCAAAGCCCGGAUGUACGUGGGGCUUACAGCAGACAAGAGGUUUCUCCCGGGGCACCUGGGAAUGGGGCUCGUGGAAGGCUACGAUUCCAUGGGCUAUGAGAUGUCCAAGCCGGACCUCCGGGCCGAGCUGGAGGCUGAUCUGAAGCUGAUCUGUGAGGGCAAGAAGGACAAAUGUGUGGUUCUAAGGCAGCAAGUCCAGAAAUACAAGCAGGUUUUCAUUGAAGCAGUGGCUAAAGCUAAGAAGUUGGACGAGGCCUUGUCCCAGUACUUUGGGGAAGGAGCUGAGGUGCCCCAGCAAGAAGAGAUCUACCCUGCCAUGCCGGAGCCCAUCAGGAAAUGUCCGCAGUGCAACAAAGACAUGGUCCUCAAGACCAGGAAGAGUGGCGGGUUCUACCUCAGCUGUGUGGGUUUCCCAAAGUGCCGGUCAGCCAUAUGGUUUCCUGACUCUGUCCUGGAAGCCAGCAGGGAUGAGAGUGUGUGUCCAGUCUGUCAACCACAGCCUGUUUACAGGUUGAAGUUGAAGUUCAAGCCUGGCAGCAUUCCCCCGACCAUGCCACUGGAGUUCGUUGGCUGCAUCGGUGGGUGUGAUGAGACCCUCAGGGAGAUCUUGGACCUGAGAUUUCCUCAAGGGCCCCCCCGAGCUCUCCAGCCAGCCAGCCAGCCUUCAGGCUACUCGCAGGCCAGCCAGUCCCUGAACAGAAUGGACAGCAGCCAGCAGGUGCACCCCCAGCUUCCUGGCAACAGACAGACUGGACCCCCCAGGGCUCUGGCUCAGGCUCUUCCGCCACCUGCUGCCAUUGCUGAAAGCAACUCUGUGACAUGCAACUGUGGCCAGGAGGCCCUGCUGCUCACCGUGCGGAAGGAGGGCCCUAACCAGGGCCGCCAGUUCUACAAGUGCAGCAGGGGCAACUGCAGCUUCUUCCUUUGGUCUGACGGCAGCCCACCAGGCACAGCCGGGCCUCCUACCUCCACAGCGAGACCCCCUGGCACCUCCCUGGGAUACUCGUUGGGUUCGGGGAGCCACCUGGGCAGACUUGGCAGUCCAGGGGUUGGCGGUGGUGGCACCUCCUGCCUGUGCAGCCAGCCAGCCAUUACACGGACUGUGCAAAAGGACGGGCCCAACAAGGGGCGCCAGUUCCACACGUGCUCCAAGCCCAGAGAGCAGCAGUGCGGCUUCUUCCAGUGGGCCGAUGAGAAUGCAGCCCCAGGGACGUUUGGAGCCACACCCUGGCCGGGAGGCAGAGGGAAUACCCACGGACCAGAGGCCAGAAGCAAAAGACCCCGGGCCAGUUCUUCUGACACAGAGUCUACGGCAAGAAAAGUCCGGAAAUGCAGCCUUUGCCACCAGCCUGGACACACUCGACCCUUCUGUCCUCAGAAUAGAUGAGGACAGAGUCAACAGAGUGGGCCCUGCAUCGGCCCUGCCCCUUGUGUCUGAAUUGUCCAACUAGGACUGGGGACCGCUCACUGCCCUGGAAACUGGAGGAACAUGUUGGCUUGGGGAGCCUGGUCCCCCUGGUCUAGGAGUGCAUGGUCCAACUGCUCCUGGGAAGUCUGCCUCCAGUGAACAGUGGCCCUCUGUCCAGGCUCAGGAAUGACCGUUGCCCCUGCUGAGAAGUACUAGAGCGGCUGCCUUGUGGGUCUGGGACUGUUGGGUUAGCACAUAGGGGAAAAGCUGGCAGCUGAGGGUUUGGGGGAGGUAGCGCUCCCAGCUGCAGCUUCCUCUGCUGUGGAAGAGGAGGGUGGAGGCAGAAGCCUCUGUGAAAGGAACCCUCAAGGCCUCCCCCGCUGUGGAGAGCUCCCAGUGCAGGCUUGGGCAACCUGGCCCUACUCUCCCACCACCAGCCAUCCUGGAAAGAGCAGUGUAAUCCAAGGACAUGGCUCUUGUUCUGAAGUUGUAUCCUCAGAGGAGGCUUUAUUCCCUGUUCACCUAGAGGCCAUGGCAGCCAGGGCACCCCACAGUUAAAGUGCCUUAAUAAAGGAUUCGCCUGAUGGGAGUUGGUGCAAUGUCGGGAUGUGCAGGAGCCAUGGGUCCAAACACCAGCCAGUGCUGGAGAGAGCUACCGCCCUACCCCUAAACCAUUUGUCCCUCAGAGCAGAGCAGAUGCCUGGGGCAAGACUGAGACUUACCUUUCAUCCUCCACACUUCCCAGAGGUUGGUACACAUCUUACAUGCUUGCGCAAAGAUGCUGAAUAAAACAUGACCACAUUGGUCUUAUUUUGUAGCUCAGAAGACAAGGGGCAGUGAGGUGUGCAUUGCCCAGAGGACACCCCUGGCUGGUGAGGAAACGAACUGUUGUCGGGUCUUAGACCACUCAGAACAGUAGCUGGUACCCUGGCUGGGCAUCAAGGUGGAGAAUUUUUAUAGCACAGAUUCUUAGAGUUGCUGCUGGAGCUUCUGGGUCAGCAGGUGUGGGGUGUGGCCCUGCACUUGUGUUUUAUGUAUUUUAUUUUUUAAUCUCCCUUUCCCCCAGCCCCUGACAACUCCUAAUCUGCUUUCUAUCUCAAUGGAUUUGCCUGUUGUGGACAUUUCAUAUAAAUGGAAUCAUAUAUUUGUCCUUUUGUGCCUGGUUUCUCGCACUCAGCCUGUUUUCAGGGUUCUGCCACGUGGUAGUGUGUAGCAGUGCUUCAUUCCUCUUGGUAACAUUCCAUUGUGUGCAUAUACCACGUCGUGUAUCCAUUCCUCUGGUGAUGACAUUAGAAUCGUUUCACCUGUUGACUGUUGCGAGCAGUGCUGCUAUGAAUAUUCAUGUCCGAGUAUUUGAACGCCUGUUUUCAAGUUCUUUGGGGUAUAUAUGUAGGAGUGGAAUUGUUGGGUUAUAGGGUGGUGUGUUGGUUGCCAUCAAGGCAAUUCUGACUGAUGACAACCCCCAUCUGUGCAGAGUAGAAGUGCUCCAUAGAGUUUUCAAGGCUGUGACUUUGUAGAAGCAGAUCACCAAGCCUGUGUUUUGAGGCAGCUCUGGGUGGGUUUGAACUGCCAGCGUUCUGGCUAGUAGUCAAGCACUUAACCAUUUGCGCCACCCAGGGACUCUUGAUACAGUGGUUGUAUGCUCAGCCUACUGAAGAACCCCUACACUAUUUUCCAGUCCCACCUGCAGUGGGCGAGGGUUCCGGUUUCUCUGCAUCCUCCCCAGCGCUUGUUAAGAUUUUUAUUAUUAUCAUAGCCAUCCUAGUGGGUGUGAAAUGGCAUCUCACUGGGGUUUUAACUUUCAUUUUCCUGAUGACUAAUGACAUUGAGCAUCUUUUCAUGUGCUUGUUGGCCAUUUGAAUGUCCUCGUUGGUAAAAUGUCUUCAUAUCCUUUGCCCAUUUUUUAAUUGGGCUGCUUGUCUCUUUGUUGUUGAGUUAUAGGAGUUCUUUAUAUAUUCCGGAUAUAAGAGGCGUUUUCUGGUUUUUAAUCUUUCCACUGAUAAUUCCUCUUGUGCCAGGACCAAGAACUGCGGGAUCAGACUGUACCAAAAAGGUUGCAUGCUUUAGGCCAGAAAGACCUGGGCUGUGGUCUUGGCUCUCUGCUGGCCUGCUGUGCCACCUUGAGUGUGUGUUCACCUUUUAAGCCUCAGUCAGGCGUCUCAUCUGUAAUAGCGUGUUUCCAUUCAGCAUCACAUUCCAAUUGCAGUGAAAAGUCACAAAUAAAACCUAUCACAGUUUUCCAAG
Messenger RNA from Loxodonta africana (African savanna elephant), 5405 nucleotides. RefSeq names its product DNA topoisomerase III alpha (gene TOP3A). Gene Ontology annotation, cellular component: nucleus; chromosome. The transcript has 20 exons. NCBI's taxonomy places the organism in Eukaryota, Metazoa, Chordata, Mammalia, Proboscidea, Elephantidae. The coding region runs from base 303 to 3140 and encodes 945 amino acids. Gene Ontology annotation, biological process: DNA topological change. Gene Ontology annotation, molecular function: DNA binding; zinc ion binding; DNA topoisomerase type I (single strand cut, ATP-independent) activity. The record is from RefSeq and is a predicted model, not a curated record.